Cetraspora pellucida is the source of this 211-nucleotide messenger RNA. NCBI's taxonomy places the organism in Eukaryota, Fungi, Glomeromycota, Glomeromycetes, Diversisporales, Gigasporaceae. The record is from the annotation of a GenBank genome assembly.
AUGUCAGAUAAGGUUUCGAACGCUGUUCAAAAAUUAUGGACAUCGUAUUCAAAGAAUACACCACAAAGUCUUCAACUUAUUGAUGCUUAUUUAGUUUUUAUUCUCUUUUCUGGUGUUAUCCAAUUUGUGCAUUGUGUGCUUGUUGGAACCUACCCAUACAAUGCUUUUUUAGCAGGAUUUAUUUCUACUGUUGGCUCAUUUGUGUUGGCAG